Molecule: messenger RNA, 3172 nt
Organism: Psammomys obesus (fat sand rat)
Lineage: Eukaryota; Metazoa; Chordata; Mammalia; Rodentia; Muridae
Gene: Cmpk1
Product: cytidine/uridine monophosphate kinase 1
Exons: 6
Coding region: 91-774 (227 amino acids)
Biological process (GO): UDP biosynthetic process; CDP biosynthetic process; 'de novo' pyrimidine nucleobase biosynthetic process
Cellular component (GO): cytoplasm; nucleus
Molecular function (GO): UMP kinase activity; ATP binding
Source: RefSeq, a predicted model, not a curated record
CUGGCGGCCGGGCCGGGAGCCCGCUCAGCCCGCCCCCUCCCUGCCGCCCCGCCCGUGCCGCCGCGCCGGCCGCUGUCAGAGUCGCGUUGUAUGCUGAGCAGCUGUCGUCGCUGGCUGCUGCACGUCCCAGUCCCGAGCUUUCCGCCGCUGACCCGCGCACUGCGGCUCUGCCCUUUCCAUCUCAUGAAGCCGUUGGUCGUGUUCGUUUUGGGCGGGCCCGGUGCGGGCAAGGGGACCCAGUGCGCGCGCAUCGUCGAGAAAUAUGGCUACACACACCUUUCUGCAGGAGAGCUUCUUCGUGAUGAAAGGAAGAAUCCAGAUUCACAGUAUGGUGAACUCAUUGAAAAGUACAUUAAAGAAGGGAAGAUUGUGCCAGUUGAGAUAACCAUCAGUUUACUAAAGAGGGAAAUGGACCAAACAAUGGCUGCCAAUGCUCAGAAGAAUAAAUUCUUGAUUGAUGGAUUUCCAAGAAAUCAAGACAACCUUCAAGGUUGGAACAAGACCAUGGAUGGGAAGGCAGAUGUAUCUUUUGUUCUGUUUUUUGACUGUAAUAAUGAGAUUUGUAUUGAACGAUGUCUUGAAAGGGGAAAAAGUAGUGGUAGGAGUGAUGACAACAGAGAGAGCUUGGAAAAGAGGAUUCAGACUUAUCUCCAAUCAACAAAACCAAUUAUUGACUUAUAUGAAGAAAUGGGGAAAGUAAAAAAAAUAGAUGCGUCUAAGUCUGUUGAUGAAGUUUUUGGUGAAGUUGUGAAGAUUUUUGACAAAGAAGGCUAACCAACCCUGAAGACAUCUUUGAAAUCAUGCUUGAAUAUUGCUUUGAGAGCUGCUAUCACAGCCCCCUUUUAAGGCGAUUUUAAUCUAUCUAAAUUACAUCUCAAUUAAUGUCUAGAAAUAUAUAGUAAGACAAAUUAUGUUUUUUGUUUUUUAAUUUGUGGUCACCAUACACGGUGAAUUCAGGUUUAAAUUAUCUUAGGUAUUAUGGUGCUCACACGAUAAAGAAGGGUAUCAGCUUGUUGUUGUUUGUAUUAAAAUACUCUCCCUUUUCUCCCUUUAUGUUUGUGCCUUCUGUGAGCAAAAUUUUUAGUAUGCAUGUAUAUCCCUUUUGUAAUUUCAGUGUGUUGGGGUUUGGAAUAUCCACUUCCUCUUGCUGCACAUUUAAGAUUUCCAACCUGUUAAGUGAGUUUGUGGACCAAAUUUAAAGGAACUUUAUAUGUAGUCAGUACUUGCACAAGGUGAGGUGUUUGUAAACAAACUCAUAAUUCGGAACAUGAAUUUCUAGCAAUGUUCUACUUAUCAAAUGACCGGCCAUUUCCUGUCAAAAGUUAAGCCUUAGGCAUUGAUUUAUUACAGCUUGUGCAAAGUUGUAUGAUAGGACAUAGUCUUUGCUUCCAAGGUUUGGGUCAGGGGACAGGGCCUUCAGAGCCUGGCAGACUUGCCAGCUUUCUUCUGUCAUAAUCUGUGGGGCAAGGGUCACAGCAGUGACUUACGUUCUAUGCUCUGUGACAUAGGGCUAGUCAUUAUUGAACUGAAGGUAACAGUUCCACGUAGUAGACUCCUGACACGCAUGCGCUAGUUUAUGCUAACGUGAUCCACUCCUUUUUUUGUUUUGUUUCUUAGACUAACAGAGUUAGAAUAAAUUAGAAAAAGCAAUCUAAUGGUUAAAAUUCCCAUUUGUAUUUUAUUUUCUGGAAUAUUUUUUUUUCAUGGUUACUGGUUGAAGAGAAUUUAAAAAAUCAUUGCACUUUGGUCAGAAAAAUAAUAAAUAUAUCUUAUAAAUGUUUGAAUCCCUUCCUGCCUGCUUUUUUCGAGUUUGAGAGUCCAAAUGAUUUUCUUUCUUUAAAAAAUUAAAAAUCUUGGGUCAGAGAGAUGGCUCAGCAGUUAAGAGCACUGGCUGCUUUUCCAGAGUCCUGGGUUCAACUCCCAGCAACCACAUGGUAUCUCACAGCCAUCUAUAAUGGGAUCUGAUGUCCUCUUCUGUCUUCCAGGCAUCCAUGCAAAUAGAUAAUUCAUAUGUAUAAAUAAAUAAACCUUAAAAAUUAAAAAUUUGUUUUCUUUUUUCUUUGUUUUGUAUUUUCUAUCCCUAAUGCUGAGUGUACCUAAGGUUCUUUAAAAAUAGUUAUAUUUUCUAAGUGUUUUGCCUGCAUGCAUAUUUGUGUACCGUGUGCAUGCCUGGUGCCCGCAAAAGUCAGAGGAUGUUGGAUCCCCUGCCAUUAGAGUUACAGAAAACCCUGAGCUGCCAUGUGGCUGCUUGGAGCAACCCAGGACUUCUGCAAGAACAGCAAAUGCUCUUCACCAUCUCUUGCUUCUGUAUGUAACAGUUCUUCAUAGAGAUUUCUUUAAAUGUUUCUCAUUUUCAGCACUUACACAGGUACACAGGGUUAAAUAGAACACAGACUUUGUAUAAUUAGGUUUUAUAUUUAAAUUUAUUGAAAACAAUAAAUAAGAACAAGUAAAUGAAUUUUUUAUAAUACAUUUCUCUAUGUCUUACAAAAUUCACUUACUAAUGAGACAAAUUACAACUUGUCAUUAGAAAACAAAGUAUCCCUUCAUACUAUAGUAUAUUAUACUAUAGUUUAUUGGCUGCUGAAACUUACAUCCAGCCUGUCUUAGUUCUUGGAAGAUAAUAGUGAAUUUCUGUCUAGUACUUCAUUCUAGAAACUUUUUUGGUGGUUAAUCACACAACUCUGAAAUGAAUUGAGUACAGACUGUUGUGAGACUUCUUGUUUGUGCAAGUGAAGAAAUCUGCCAGCCGGGAAUGUAAAUAUUCUUACUGAUGAUUAUGAGAACACCCUUCAGAUUUUGAGGAGACUAGGUGUUUUGCUUCAUUAAAUAGCUCUGGCAUUUGCAAACAACCCCCCCCCCCCCCCCCAAAAAAAAAAAAAAAAACAACAUGGUAAUUUCUAAAUUAUGAGUACUUUCUUUUUUGCUUUUUAAGUAGAAAAAUGUGUUAGCAAAAAUGUUUUGCAGUUGAUGGAGAUACAUCUGAUUUUGCUAGUUUUAGACAUUCCAUUGUUCAAAGAUACAGUAGUAAGAAGCUUUUGCAGUUCUUGAAGGACUUUACUUUGAGCCUUGCUGUAUCUUAAAAGUUAAUGUCAUUUCUGUGUACUGUUGUUGAUUAUAUACAAAUUAUUUAGUAAAUAAUCCCAAUAAAUGUGCUGAUGCCUUUGCUGUC